Messenger RNA from Malus domestica (apple), 3006 nucleotides. RefSeq names its product G-type lectin S-receptor-like serine/threonine-protein kinase At1g61550. The record is from RefSeq and is a predicted model, not a curated record. Gene Ontology annotation, biological process: recognition of pollen; protein phosphorylation. Lineage: Eukaryota; Viridiplantae; Streptophyta; Magnoliopsida; Rosales; Rosaceae. Gene Ontology annotation, molecular function: ATP binding; protein serine/threonine kinase activity.
AUAAAAUGCGAAACUGCUGAAAGAUGAAGCAAAAAUAUUGACUUUGAGAGUGAAGUUUACUAAUAGUUUAAUACGCUUAAAAUGCGAAUCCAUCUGCCAUUCAUAAAAUUAUUUUAUCUGAAUUUUAGCCCAAAAUGGUAUUCAAUUGUUAGUAUUGCGACAGUUAAUGCUUUGAAUUUCUUCAUGUUUUUCAUAUUCUUCUUCAGCUUGCUUCUUCUGUCACGGCACCGUUGUGUCGAAAUUUAUGAGAUAAAUCCUUCGCAACCAUUAUCAGAGGGACAAUCUAUUGUCUCCCCUGGCCAUGUUUUCGAAUUGGGAUUCUUCAGUCCUAAUAAUAAUUCCGGUAAUAAUAAGUACGUGGGGAUGUGGCACAAGAGUAUAUUUCCUCGAAAAGUUGUAUGGGUGGCCAACAGAGAAAAGCCGAUUGCAGCUUCAGACACCUUGGCGAAUUUGAGAAUAAGCAACAAGGGGAAUCUGGAGCUUGUAGAUGGAAAACUGAAUUCUCUUUGGUCAACGAAUAUUUCGGUGCCAUCUAAUGGUUCAGCUGCAGCUCUUUUAGACAGUGGAAACUUUGUCGUAAAAGAUUAUGAUGUAGGAGCUGAUCCAUUGUGGCAGAGUUUUGAUUAUCCUAGCGACACACUUUUGCCAAGUAUGCUGCUGGGGUUCGAUAACAAAUCAGGAGAUACAAAAUUCCUGACUUCCUGGAAAAGUGAGAGUGAUCCAUCGAUGGGGAUGUUCUUGGUUGUACUGACACCAGAGGUGCCAUCACAGAUUGUAAUCUGGAUUAAUGGAUCAACUCCCUACUGGAGAAGCGGGCCGUGGGAUAAAUCAAAGUUCAUCGGGCUACCAUGUACGAAUGAUGGGUAUCUAGGUGGAUUCAUUUUGGAUGAUAAUGUGAGGCAAGGACCAAAGUAUUAUUCUUAUAAUUUCGGGGACACUUUGGCAUACUUUGACAUCUCUUCAGACGGUAUAGUUAAGCUUAAGUGUUCAGAGCGUGGAGAGAACUGGAUUCUUAACUUUGUGGCACAGAACAGUUCAUGUGAUAAGUAUGCAGCAUGUGGACCUUUCGGGAUUUGCAAAAGUUCUGAAUCUCCAACGACUCCAAUAUGCAAGUGUUUGAAAGGGUUUGUACCGAAGUCACACGAGGAAUGGAGCAAGGGAAACAGGACAGGAGGGUGUGUGAGGCAAACCAAAUUGGUUUGUGAGACUAAUACAAACCAGUCAGUUGCUUCGAGAAGAAAUGAAGACGGGUUUUUGAAGGUGGUGCGGUUAAAAGUACCAGAUUUUCAUGAAUAUAUCUGGUCUUCGGAUGCAGAAGAGUGCAAAACGAGAUGCUUAAAUAAUUGUUCUUGCCUGGCUUAUGCAUAUGUCAAUAAUAUAGGGUGUUUGGCCUGGUCCAAUGACUUAAUUGAUAUACAGGAAUUUGCCUAUGGUGGACAAGAUCUUUUUGUUCGUCUGGACCGCUCAGAACUAGGUGAAGGAAAGCCAAUAAAGUUAAUUGCCAGCCUCACAGCGAUUUGUUUGAUUUGUAUCUUGGGCGCCAUAGCUUUUGGUUUCCAGACGUUGCGAGCUAACAAAAAGGGAAAUGGCAGAUUAACUGAUACAAUUGAGAACGCAAGAGACACUCUUCAAGAAUAUAUUAGAAAAUAUGAUCCAUCGGAGCUAUUCAUCUAUAAUUUUGAUAGCAUAUUAAUCGCAACGAACAAUUUCAGUAUCACAAACAAACUUGGGGAAGGAGGAUUUGGCCCUGUUUACAAGGGUAAGCUGGAAGAAGGGAAGGAAAUAGCAGUAAAAAGAUUAUCUAGUAGCUCAGGGCAGGGCAUGGAAGAAUUCGAGAAUGAAAUGCUGUUGAUCUCCAAACUCCAGCAUAAAAAUCUUGUUAGGAUCAUGGGUUGCUGCGUUAAAGACGACGAGAAGUUACUGAUUUAUGAGUUCAUGCCAAACAGAAGCUUGGAUACUCUUCUAUUCAAUCCAAUGCGGAGAGCAGUGCUUGAUUGGGGUAGAUGCUUCAAUAUUAUUCAGGGUGUCGCUAGAGGGCUUCUUUAUCUUCAUCGUGAUUCCUAUUUGAAAGUAAUACAUAGAGAUUUGAAAGUCAGUAACAUUCUCUUGAAUGAGAAAAUGAACCCAAAAAUUUCAGAUUUUGGAUUGUCACGAAUCGUUGAAGCAGCACAAAGUCUAUCAACUACUCACAAGGUUGUGGGAACACUUGGUUAUAUGUCUCCAGAGUAUGCCAUGGGAGGAAUAUUUUCUGAAAAAUCUGAUGUCUAUAGCUUCGGCGUCUUGCUAUUGGAAAUCAUUAGCGGCAGGAAAAGUACCAGCUUCUAUUACAAAGAAGAACAGCAAGGCUUCCUAGCUUAUGUAUGGCACUUGUGGAAUGAAGGCAGGGGAUUGAAAUUUGUAGAUGAAGUGUUGGCGGAUUCUUAUUCCUUAUCAGAAGUAACGAGAUGUAUGCGUAUUGGGCUUCUUUGCGUGCAGGACAAGGCCGCAGACAGGCCUACCAUGCCAGAUGUAGUUUUCAUGCUAAGUAGUGAAAAGGAUCUUCCACCACCAAAGCAGCCUAUAUUUACUAAUUUCGAAAACUUAUCAGUCUACGAUCCUCACCCACAUACCGAUGCAUCACAAUGCAAUGAAUUUCGGUCAUGUUCUUAGACCUACGAGUCGAGUUAAUCUCAGCCACAUCAGUUGCUAGGUUUGGUUAUAGACUAGUCAUAGUCUUCGUCUAGUUUAUAUGUUGAAUAGUCAGAUUGCUUGUCAAAAUUGGUUGUACCUACUCGGAGUUCGUGUUGAAGCAUCUUACAUUGUAUAAAAUGUCAAAUUAUUAGAGAGAUGGGCCAAAGCUCAUUUCCAACAGUACCGAUAUCAUCCACAACUUGUUAAUUAUCACCUGUAUAGUCUGAUAGAUGUGGCGUUUUACCACAAAAGACCUCGGUGUUAGAUGGAAUGCAGUUGAAAUAUUUAAACUCUUCUUUCUUUCUUUCAGCAGCUGAUGUGGAAUAUUCAAUUUAU